UGACUAAGCAUUCUUCGAACGGUGAGCAGGGGGCCAGUGACAGGUGGCUAGGUCUACUUGCUGACCCCGGCGUGCGUAGAAGCAUUUUAUCUCCCUCCCUCCAUGGGAGCGCGCGCAGAUAAAAAUCCUGACCCGCUCGAAGGGCUUCAUUUCUCCAGGGACUGUCAACGGCGUUAUGGCUCAAGCACUUUUGUACACAACAACCCUCCUCCUUUUCCUGCGCUCCUUUUCAUCAGCACAACCUCAACACAGUCCAGAAUCAUGUAUACCGAAUGAUGAGUUUGGCAAAUACUGCCCCACAACAUGUGGAGUAGCUGAUUACCUGCACAGCUAUAAACCCAAAGUGGACAAGGACCUGAGUGAUCUGGAAGAAUUACUGGAACAUAUAAGCAAUUUAACUAAAGGUGCCCAAGACAGGGUGGACUACAUGAAAGAUUCUGCCUCACAAGCCCAGAAGUCCAUUUCUCCAGAUGUUUACAUAAGAAGGGCAACAAGCAUGUUGGACGACAUCAUGAGAUUUGAAAGAAAUAUCCUUGCUCAAGAGGCUCAGAUAAACGGCCUUCAGCAAAUCUUAGAUUCAAAUGACAAGAAGAUGCUGCAGCUCAAAGAACUGUCCAUCAAGCUGGAGCAGAAAUGCAAACAGUCGUGCCAAGACACCGUCCAGAUCCAACCCACCACAGGAAAAGAUUGUCAAGAAAUUGCCAACAAAGGUGCAAGGGUCAGCGGCCUAUAUUUCGUUAAGCCCCUGAAAGCCAAGGAGCAGUUCCUGGUGUACUGUGAGAUUGACAGCUUUGGGAGUGGCUGGACAGUACUUCAAAGGAGGCGCGACGGCAGCGUUGACUUCUCUAAGAACUGGAUUCAGUACAAAGAAGGCUUCGGCUACCUGUCUCCGGACGACACCACAGAGUUCUGGCUGGGCAACGAGAAGAUGCACCUGCUGUCUACUCAGUCCCACAUUCCAUACGUGCUGAGGAUAGAACUAACCGACUGGGAUGGGAAGAAAAAGAAUGCUGAUUACGCCAUGUUCAAAGUGGGGUCGGAGGCAGACCAGUACCGGCUCACCUACGCCUAUUACUUCGGAGGGGACGCGGGCGACGCCUUCGAUGGCUACGACUUUGGCGAUGACCCCAGUGACAAGAUCUACACCUCCCACAACGGCAUGCAGUUCAGCACCAGUGACAGGGACAAUGACAGGUACGAGGGGAACUGCGCCCUCCAGGACAGGUCAGGCUGGUGGAUGAACAGGUGCCACGCCGCCCACCUCAACGGAAAAUACUACAAAGGUGGCAAGUACACAGAGAAAGAUGCCGGUGAAUACGGGUUUGAUAAUGGCAUCAUUUGGGCGACGUGGCACAACCGCUGGUAUUCUCUGAAGGAGACCUCCAUGAAGAUCAUACCCAUUAACAGGAUGGGCGUAGGCGGAGGGCAGCAGGCGGGCGUCAAACAGUUCGGAGGUCUGGGAGACAUCUAAUGAAUGAGCCCUUCAACUCAAACAUUUCUUUUUUUUCUUUGUUUCUCAACACAAAUAUUACAUUGUAAUGUCUUUUAUUGUGCACCACAUUUUUGUCCCGUGGAAGUUUGUCUGAGCAAUUGCGAUAUGUCUGUACAAAUGCCUGUAUUUAUGUGUAAAUGUGAAUAACAUCAUUA
Molecule: messenger RNA, 1647 nt
Organism: Megalops cyprinoides (Indo-Pacific tarpon)
Lineage: Eukaryota; Metazoa; Chordata; Actinopteri; Elopiformes; Megalopidae
Product: fibrinogen gamma chain-like
Exons: 9
Coding region: 176-1471 (431 amino acids)
Biological process (GO): platelet activation; protein polymerization; blood coagulation
Cellular component (GO): fibrinogen complex
Molecular function (GO): signaling receptor binding
Source: RefSeq, a predicted model, not a curated record